CCGUGGCGUCCUCUAGCAGCCGAGGAGAGGGGCUCGCGCCGAGCCCGGGCGGGGGAGGGCGGCCGGGCGGGGACGCCGCCAGCCGCCGGCCGUUCCUCACUCCCAGCUACCGAGAAGCUCUCGCUGACUGCUGCCGGGCGUCCGGCCGGGUUACUAACAGAAGAUGGUGGAUCGAUUGGCAAACAGUGAAGCAAAUACUAGACGCAUUAGUAUAGUGGAAAACUGUUUUGGAGCAGCCGGACAACCCUUGACUAUUCCUGGACGGGUUCUUAUUGGAGAAGGAGUAUUGACUAAGUUGUGUAGAAAGAAGCCAAAAGCAAGGCAGUUUUUCCUAUUUAAUGAUAUUCUUGUCUAUGGCAAUAUAGUCAUUCAGAAGAAAAAAUAUAACAAGCAGCAUAUAAUUCCCCUGGAAAAUGUCACUAUUGAUUCCAUCAAAGAUGAGGGGGACCUACGGAAUGGAUGGCUUAUCAAAACACCAACUAAAUCAUUUGCUGUUUAUGCAGCUACAGCUACUGAAAAAUCAGAAUGGAUGAACCACAUAAAUAAGUGUGUUACCGAUUUACUCUCUAAAAGUGGGAAGACUCCCAGUAAUGAACAUGCUGCUGUCUGGGUACCUGACUCUGAAGCAACUGUGUGUAUGCGUUGUCAGAAAGCAAAAUUUACUCCUGUUAAUCGUCGUCACCAUUGCCGCAAAUGUGGCUUUGUUGUGUGUGGGCCUUGCUCUGAAAAGCGGUUUCUUCUACCUAGCCAGUCUUCCAAGCCUGUGAGGAUUUGUGAUUUCUGCUUUGAUCUGCUUUCUUCUGGGGACUUGGCUACAUGUCAGCCUACUAGAUCAGACUCUUAUAGCCAAUCAACUAAGUCCCCUUUGAAUAAUGUAUCUGAUGAUGAAGAUGAUGAAGAUAGUAGUGACUAAAAAUAUAAAAGUAUUUUCAGAAACAAAAUUGAGUGUGAUCGGAGAUAAUCUGCUUUGGGGGAGAUUAUUAUUGUGGCCUCCAGAAAUUUCAUUCUAGCCAUAAAUUUACCUGAGAAACUUCCAACCUAUGUGCCUCAGUAUAUUCUAUUGAGAAUAGUUUCACUCUUCUGCAGGGAUAAACUAUUGCAAAUGUAUCACAUAAUUUUCCACCUUCUUAUACUUGAGUUUUUCUAGACUAUCCUCUUCAUAUAAGGUUGGAAAAAUUCAGUUAGAACUUUUUUUUUUAAUUAACAGAUCAUAUGCUACAUUGAUAUUUUCAUCAUUUCUGUAUUUUGGUAUAAAAGAAAAGCAUCAUAAAAUUAUGGAAAACUGAAUGUACUUUUGGAUUAAUAAGUUAUUUACAUAAGAUUAGUAGUUUUUCUAACUAUCUAGUGAUUAAGGCCCCUAACAAACAUCGGUGUCAUUUAUUUGGCAUGACUUUGUUUUGCUUUUGAUUUUUUUUGUGUGUGCCAUGCAGUGCCUUAUAUUAAUAGCACAGUUACUGGAAAUAAGCCCCUACGUUUCCAUUUUUUCAAUUGUUAUAACAAAAAGAAAAACCCAUUGGUGCUAUUUGAAAUAAAUAUGAUAAAAUUAGUGCUUAAGAAAGUAAGUCCUAACCAUGGCUACCAAUUUGGGAAAUAGUCAUUUCCACGUGGGCAUGUUUUUCCUAUAAAAUAGUUGAGUAAUUCUAUUCUUAACAUUUUUAUAGGUACCAAAUUGUAUGUGACAACCCAGAAUUUUAUUUUAAUAAGGCUUUUUGUUUAAAAAUUUACUUUCCAAUUUAUCAAGUUUAUUUUGAGCCUUUUCGAUACUAUCUCUAAUUUUAGUAAGAAUUAUUUUAAAAAGCAUAUUGAAUGGCUUUAAAAGUUGAAGUAAAAGUGAAAAUUUUUCAUCUAAUAUCUUCAAAAAUAAGCAGUCUCUUCCAAUCCUUCAGUUAUAAAUGAAUGAAAACUACCUUGUUAAAAAUGGAAAAGAGACUUGGGCCUGAAAAGUUGGAAUUAAAUAAUUUGCAUAAAUGAUCAGUGCAGAAAAUGUCUUUAAUAUACUUAAACAGCUUUCUAUCCUCAGAGGUCAUCUUAGCCCGGUAUAAAAUAAACUUUGAACUUAAAAUGAAUAAUAGACCAGAUUUUGUAAAGUUUUGUAAAAUCUGAAACAAUAUUUCUAUUUUUGUAAAAUGAUAGUAUGUUUAGUUUGUUUCUGAUGUCUUUGAAAUUUAUGACAAUAGAGUUCGGAGAUGAUCUUUCAAAAUUGUGAGCUUUGCUCAAUGUUGACUAUUUUUUGAGAAAUGACCAUUUCUGCACUGUUUGCAAACUUUGAGGCAACCAUUAGGCCAAAAGUAUAUUUAUUGAAUAAACCUGUGUAUAUGUAUUGCACUAGUUUUCCUGUUUAUAUGCUGGAGAUAACUAUGGUGGGUUUUUUGUAUAUAAAAAUAAUCAAUUUAAAGUGUAUUAACUAUAAUUCUGAACUCUUCUGUUUUGUCUUAAAAUUUGAAUAUAUGGUGCAGAUAUCAUGAGACUUGAUUCAUUAAUUUACAUGACCAAGAAUUGUUAAAAUGUCUUAAAAUUAGAUUGAAGCACUAUUUUGUUUGAUUUUCUUUUUACCUUUUUAAAAGCUCCUUGAGGUCACAUAGACCUACUUGAUCUGUUAGCAGUAUAAAGCAAAAGCACAGCAAGGUUGGUUUUCAUUAAAAAUAAAUGUAUUUUUUUCUUCUGAGAGAUAACAUUCACAAAUAGAUAAACGUUCAGGUAUAUGUACAUAACUAAUGUGCUAUGAUUGUGUGUGUGUGUGUGUGUGUUCACAUCCCUAUUGCUUCAUAUUUAUAUUAGUUGCCUGAGAAAUAUGAUAAAACCUCUGAGAACUGAGAAAUUUGUUUUGUUUAUAUUCUGGUACAUAGGAAACUAACCUAUUUUAGGAGUCAAAUGGACCUGUUCUGACAUUUUUAACCUGUUGAUUAUAUUUUUACAAUUGAAAAUCCUCAGUUACUAUUUUUCUUAUUAAAUGUGAUCUGAUAUUUUUCUUGUAGUACAAAUACAUAAUUGAGUACCUUUUGCUUUCUUGUUUUUUUCUUUUUUUACAAUCUCUUUUGAGAUGCUACACUUUUCCCCUAAAUAUCUUUUUCUACCCUUUAAAAAAAAAAAAGCUUUCUUUUUUCCUUUCCUUUUUUUUUUUUUUUUUUUUUUAACUUUUCCUUCUAAAACAAAAUUUAUAUUGUGCUGCACUGGUCUUUGUAGCUGGAACCAAAUUGCUGACAAUUGUAGUUGAAAGAAGAAAACAAAGUUUCUGUUGGAGGGGAAAAAAACAUGGUUUAAGUGGAAAGUACCUAUUUAAAGAAAUUGAAAGCCAUUGGGGCCUGAUAUAAAAAUUAUAAUAAGGUAAUGUUAUAGGUUAAUAUUACAAUUUCUUAUUGAUGUAUACAUUAAAUAAGUAUGCUUAUUCCCAUUUUGAAUUUUUCAUAAAAUGGGUGUGAACUGUGUUUGUGUAACUUAAAAUUUUUGAAAGGGCUGAAUAUUUGUAAUCUGUUUUCUGUCAGAUUUACUAGUUUUUGUGCUCAAAUAUAUCAUGUAGCUUUUAAUUAA
Sarcophilus harrisii (Tasmanian devil) is the source of this 3528-nucleotide messenger RNA. RefSeq names its product pleckstrin homology and FYVE domain containing 2 (gene PLEKHF2). The transcript has 2 exons. NCBI's taxonomy places the organism in Eukaryota, Metazoa, Chordata, Mammalia, Dasyuromorphia, Dasyuridae. Gene Ontology annotation, molecular function: metal ion binding; phosphatidylinositol binding. The coding region runs from base 164 to 913 and encodes 249 amino acids. The record is from RefSeq and is a predicted model, not a curated record.